Aureococcus anophagefferens is the source of this 1320-nucleotide messenger RNA. RefSeq lists its product as hypothetical. NCBI's taxonomy places the organism in Eukaryota, Pelagophyceae, Pelagomonadales, Pelagomonadaceae. The transcript has 2 exons. The record is from RefSeq and is a predicted model, not a curated record. Gene Ontology annotation, molecular function: magnesium ion binding; hydro-lyase activity. Gene Ontology annotation, biological process: carbohydrate catabolic process. The coding region runs from base 1 to 1320 and encodes 439 amino acids.
AUGGCCGCCCUCACCGCCGGCUGCCGCCAGUUCCCGCGCAUCAAGGAGGUGCGCGCCUACGUCGUCGAGGGCAAGGAGGGCGACCAGGGCGCGGACUGCCACGACGUCGCCGACGAGCACUGGAUCAACGGCAACGACCCGUCGACGGGGCGCACGCCCAUCGCGAACCCCAUGAGCGGCUACGCCCAGUACGCCGGCGCGCGCAAGAGCUGGGGCAUCAACGCCAUGGGCGGCCUCGUCGUCGAGGUCGAGGCCGACGACGGCACGACGGGCUGCGGCGUGACCAUCGGCGGCGAGGCGGGCUGCAUCAUCGUCGAGAAGCACCUGAGCCGCUUCGUCGAGGGCCGGGACCCGCGCGACGUCGAGUCCAUGUGGGACAUGAUGUGGCGCGCGACGAUCAACUACGGCCGCAAGGGCCUGCCCAUCCAGUGCAUCUCCGCCGUCGACCUCGCGCUCUGGGACCUGCUGGGGAAGCUGCGGAACGAGCCCGUCUACGCGCUCCUCGGCGGCAAGACGAAGGCGCGGCUGCCCGUCUACUGCACGACGGCGCGGCCCGACGUCGCCAAGGACCUCGGAUUCGUCGGCGCGAAGAUCCCCUGCCCCUACGGCCCGUCGGCCGGCGACGCGGGCUUCCGGAAGAACGUCGCGUUCUUCGCGAAGUGGCGCGCCGCGGUCGGCCCGGACUUCCCGCUGAGCCUCGACUGCUACAUGGCGCUGACCGUGCCCUACGCCAUCAAGCUCGGCAACGCGCUCAAGGACCACGGCAUCAAGUGGAUGGAGGAGUUCCUGCCGCCCGACGACUACGAGGGCUACAAGGAGGUGAAGCGCGCGCUCGCGGGCUCCGGCGUGCUCCUGAGCACCGCGGAGCACGAGUACACGCGCUACGGCUUCCGCAAGCUCAUCGAGGACCGGUCCGUCGACAUCCUCCAGCCCGACAUCACCUGGCUCGGCGGCCUCACGGAGGCGCGGCGCGUCGUCGCGAUGGCGUCCGCGUACGACGUCCUCGUCGUGCCCCACGGGUCGAGCGUCUACUCCUACCACCUCCAGUACGCCUUCGCCAACUGCCCCGUCGCCGAGCUCAUCAACCUCUCGCCCAAGGGCGACCACAUGGUGCCCUACUUCGGGGGCCUCUUCCCCGACGAGCCCAUGCCCGAGGGCGGCUACAUCGACCUCCCGGACCGGCCCGGCUUCGGCGUCACGCUCGACCGCGCGGGCCUCCGGCGGCCCCACGCGCGGCCCGCCGCCGUCGUCCGGGCCAACUACGACGCGAACGUCGCCGAGGCCGCGCGCGACGUCGGCCCGCCCCACAUGCCCUUCUGA